Molecule: messenger RNA, 815 nt
Organism: Quercus lobata
Lineage: Eukaryota; Viridiplantae; Streptophyta; Magnoliopsida; Fagales; Fagaceae
Product: protein LURP-one-related 7-like
Exons: 3
Coding region: 216-740 (174 amino acids)
Source: RefSeq, a predicted model, not a curated record
CCAAAAGGUUCCUACCCAGUGAGGUUUUCAUUUUUCAAAAGUACAAAAAGUCGGCUGACGCGUCUGAUUCGACUCUCCCAUCUUUUAUUUAUUCUCUCUUACUACAUAUUCAUGGGUCGUGAGUCAUGAGUCAUGAGUCAUGACCAUAGUUUUGAUCGCCUAGCUUCUAACAAACGAAACAAUUUUGGGUUCCAAAUUUUCCGUGCAAUUCCUCCAUGACCAGUUCGCCGAUCCCGGUGGAUCUCUUUGUGUCGAAAAAACAUCCUGGCCUUACAGUUGGCGAUCUGGGGUUCGCCGACGCCUCUGGUAAUGUUAUUUUCAGAGUCAACCGUCAAUCCUCACCUAAAAAUAAGAGGCUAUUCCUCGAUUCCACGGGAAACCCCCUAAUCUCCAUCUACCGUUACCGCAAUGGGUCGUGGCAAGGCUUCACGGGUGAAGACGAUCAAAAGCAGUGUAUAUUCAGAGUGCAGAGGACGGUGAACAAGCUCACCAGAACAGAGUUAGAGGUAUUUCUUGUUGGUGUGAAUGGGGAAGACUCAGCCUCUAAGUUAAAAGUGAAAGGUUGUCCUUUCCAGAAGUCCUGCACUAUCUACAGAGGCAAUGACAUUGUGGCUCAGACUAGCCUCAUGUACAAGCUGCGGCAGCUUUAUGCUAAAAGGAAUAAAUUUCGACUAACCAUAUUUCCUGGAUCUGAUGAUCAUGCGUUGGUUGCGGCAUUGGUUGUAAUAUUUCUAGAUUGAAGAUAAUAGAAUAAAGAAAAAAAAAGAAUUUUUUAAAAUUUUUUUUAUAAUUAAAGAAACAGAAGAUUUUCUUUC